AUGUGGCGAGACCGCACGAACCUGUACAUCUCCUACCGGCAGUCUUACGCGCAUCACCCUACACAGCGAAGACCCUAUGGACCGGGCGCCCUUGCUUCUGGUCCCCUUGCCGACGCCUAUACCAGCAGCUAUGCGAACGACGAUCGUCGCGGCCUUCUAUCGGCCGGUGCGUUUGAAGACGAUGGCGAUGCCAUCACAGACUUGCUUGCCAAUAUCGCGACAAAGGGCCAGAGCUUGGAGAAGCUACACCAAAAGCAUGUGCUACCUGGUUUCAAUGAUGAAGACGCUAAAAGGGCCGAGGAAGCGCAAAUAGAGAAGCUUACACAAGAGAUCACCAAGGGCUUUCAUGACUGCCAUCGCUGCAUUCAAAGAAUCGAACAAAUGGUGCGGGAAUCACAGCACGCAGGUACCAUCACAAAGGCAGAGGAGACCAUGGCCAAGAACAUUCAAAUUUCGCUGGCUGCACGAGUUCAAGAUGCGAGCGCUAGUUUCAGAAAGAAGCAGAGUGCUUAUCUUAAAAAGCUUCGUGGCAUGGGUGGCUUUGGCGGGUUGAGUCCUGGCGAGAGAUCUAGUACACCACAGCCAGGCUUCUAUCUCGACCCAUCUCUUCAAGAAUCUGACGCAGAUCGAUCUUUUUCACAAUCGACACUCCAAGCAACCCAACAGCAGAGAGUGCUCCAUUCUAAUGAUGCUGCGAUUGCUCAACGUGAACGAGAGAUUGAGGAUAUUGCCCAAGGCAUUAUCGAACUGUCUGACCUCUUUCGAGAUCUCCAGAACAUGGUUAUCGACCAGGGCACAAUGCUGGAUCGUAUCGACUACAAUGUUGAGCGCAUGAAUACUGAUGUCAAAGCCGCUGACAAGGAGCUAGUUGUAGCUUCUGGCUACCAGCGGAGGACAACCAAACGCAAGAUCAUUCUCCUCCUCAUUCUUAUAAUCUUUGGUAUGAUCAUUCUGUUGGUGAUCAAACCUAAGAAGCAUGGGUAG
Fusarium fujikuroi IMI 58289 is the source of this 984-nucleotide messenger RNA. RefSeq names its product related to the member of the syntaxin family of t-SNAREs TLG2. Bases 1 to 984 code for a protein of 327 amino acids. The record is from RefSeq and is a predicted model, not a curated record. Gene Ontology annotation, molecular function: SNARE binding; SNAP receptor activity. The transcript has 4 exons. Gene Ontology annotation, biological process: vesicle fusion; vesicle-mediated transport; intracellular protein transport. Gene Ontology annotation, cellular component: SNARE complex; endomembrane system; membrane. NCBI's taxonomy places the organism in Eukaryota, Fungi, Ascomycota, Sordariomycetes, Hypocreales, Nectriaceae.